Messenger RNA from Syngnathoides biaculeatus (alligator pipefish), 7577 nucleotides. RefSeq names its product axin-1-like. The transcript is spliced from 18 exons. Gene Ontology annotation, biological process: negative regulation of canonical Wnt signaling pathway. NCBI's taxonomy places the organism in Eukaryota, Metazoa, Chordata, Actinopteri, Syngnathiformes, Syngnathidae. The record is from RefSeq and is a predicted model, not a curated record. The coding region runs from base 1177 to 3840 and encodes 887 amino acids.
UUUUCUCAGACAACAUUGCAUGGUCCAGUAUAGGGUUAGUUAGCGUUUUAUCGCGUAUUUGGGUUAUUUAACAAAAAAUAUGGUUAAGAGGCGUAGUCACGGACUUUGUAAUAGUGACGACAGGUAUCCUGAAAGGCUAGUUGGUGGAGUUCCAUUCGUACCCUUUCCAAAACCGAAGACCCAGUACGAAAAAUGCCUUCGAUGGAUCAAACUUUGUGGAAGACCGCAUCAUCAACUAAAUCCAUCUAAUAUCAACCGGAACAGAUAUGCUUGCACGAAGUGAUUCUUUCACGUCCCACUGGAGGAAGCCCAGGUACCGGCUCGUGGUGUCGGUACCGCCCUUUCAGAAUCACUGUUCUACGACAUUCCCAGGUUGACAGCGUAUUCCAGGGUCCAUCCCCAGAAGCCCCCUUUGAUGCUCUGCGUGAUGAUGUCAUAGCGAGGGAGGGGAGCGAGGCACGAUCAAAGGCGAGGAAAGGGGAGGGAUGAAGAUGUGGAGGAAGAGGAGGAGGAGAGGCACAUCCAAGACAACAACGGAACAAAGAUGGCGAUGGCGUCCGCAGGCGGGACGUCCCCCCGAAAACCUUACAGAGGGUUCGAGCCCCCGUUCACACGCCCGAGGAUGAUCGGCGAAACCAUGCCACGCAAGGCCAAGCGUCGAUGCUACGGCCGCCAUCGGGCUUGCACGGCAAUGCUCAGUCGCUGUGAGACAGCAACAUCAAUAAUUGGUGCAGGACUGGACCUCGAUGUUUGGACCCCACCUGACUGAGGAUUGCAUGAUGCGCGGUAGGUGCUCCUCCCGCCUGACUGACUGACUGACAGCCGGGAUGAAGAGGAGGCUGCCGGGCGUCGUCCUCGCCCGCUACCGGCAAGGGUGGAGAAAUGGACGUGAGCCCCCUGUGAACUGAUGGAAGGUUAGAAACCGGAGUCUGCCACCAUGGGGUGUUGAGUUGGAGGGAGGGGGCAAAGACGUCGGCUUCAUUUCUUCUUCUUUUCCCCCCCGACAUUCACGCCAAUGAAGCCUUCCUUAUGCCGCCUUGCGGAGUACACACUCGGCGCCAGAAUCCCCAAUGCGGCACGACACGGGGAUCGGCCUCUCAGAGACGGGUGAAUUGUUUGUCUGCAAAAUCAUCGCUACAGAGGCAAGUGUGACCUCCGCUGUGCGCAACCAGAGACAUGAGCGUUGUCAGGGACUUAAACGGGAUCGGCUUCAGAGGCGGUGGUGGCGUGGCGGCUCCGCUGAGGGUCCCGGCCCAUUUCACAGAGGAUGCGCCGCGGCCGCCGGUCCCUGGCGAGGAGGGCUCAGACGUGGAGCUGCCCGUGCAGUCGGCAGCCACGCGUACGGGCGCACUCUCGCAGACUCUCGGGUUUCCGCUCUCCUUAACCGCCAAGCUAGCCGACUCUUCUGGGUACGCACCCUCCUCGUCGUCAUCCGCAACCCCCCGCCGCCCUGACUUGGACCUGGGCUACGAACCUGAGGGCUCGGCCUCGCCCACACCGCCCUACCUGAAGUGGGCUGAGUCGCUUCACUCACUGCUGGAUGACCAGGAGGGCAUUCAGCUGUUUCGCAACUUCCUCUGCCAGGAAGGCUGCGCCGACCUUCUGGACUUCUGGUUCGCCUGCUCGGGAUUCCGUAAAACAAGCCCAGAGAAGAGGGUCAAGUUGGCCAAGGCCAUCUACAGGAAGUACAUCGUCGACGGCGGUGGUAUCGUUUCCAAGCAGAUCAAGCCGGCUACCAAGAGCUUCAUACGAGACUGCGUGGGGAGGCCGCAUCCUGACCCUGCCAUGUUUGAGCAGGCCCAGACGGAGAUCCAGGCCACGAUGGAGGAGAACACCUACCCUCUGUUUCUCAAGUCGGACCUGUACUUGGAAUACACGCGCACCGGCGGUGAGAGCCCCAAGCUGAACCCCACUGACCAGAGCCCGACAUCGGGGCCCACCAAGCCCGUGCCGGGCUGCUUGCCCACACUGACGGAAGACGAAGAAUGGAGGUGUGGAAACGGGCAAAGGGAAGCAGACCAAGAGGAAGAGGAAUGCGGAGACACGCCGGCGGGAAGGCUGACCCACAGCCUGCUAACGCAGACCGUACCGCAGAGGACCUCCACCAGCAGGCGCCGGCAAGACACCAGGGAGUACAGACCCUGGAGAGAGCCGGUGAACCCAUACUACGCCAACAUGGGUUACGCUCGUGCCCCCGCCACCAGUGCCAACGACAGCGAGCAGCAGAGUAUGUCGAGUGAUGCUGACACGCUGUCGCUGACCGACAGCAGCGUAGAUGUUAUUCCUCCUUACCGAUAUCGUAAGCAGCAUCGCAAGGAGAUGCAUGAAAGUGCCAAAGCAAACGGACGUGUGCCCCUACCUCAUAUACCUCGCACGUAUCGCAUGCCAAAGGACAUCCACGUAGAGCCUGAAAGGUUUGCAGCCGAGCUCAUCAGGAGGCUGGAGAUGGUUCUCCGGGAGCGAGAGGCCGAAGAGCGACUGGAAGAGAGGCUGAAGAGAGUUCGACUGGAAGAAGAGGGAGACGAUGCUGACAUCUCCGUCACCACCUCCAUGUCGUCUCUCAGCAUACCACUCCCACUCCCCUCGUCCUUCCCGCCCCUGUACGGUGCCCAUUAUUCAGAGACCACCGCCAACACAGUAACCGUUGCCACCUACGGCGGCUUGGUGGCCAUGGAGGACUCGCACGACGACGACCCGGAGUCCAUCUUGGACGAACACGUGCAGCGGGUGAUGAAGACACCAGGCUGCCAGUCGCCAGGCGCCACCAACUUGGCCUUGGGAGGAGGCGGCCGACAGACUCCGCCCAAAUCGUUGCGGUCGCCCGAUGGGGGUAUCGGUCCACCUCACUACCCGCCACACAGAGCGGGAGGGCACAGUCUUCCGGCCGCCGGGGUCAAAGGUAUGCAUCACCACAAGCAGAUGUACCACCACCGAGGACGAGACGGCCAGGAGGAGGCGGGCUCUAGGUCGCAGUCCUACUUCCUGUGGAAUGGUGAGGCGGGUGGGCAGUACGCGGCCAGGAGUCGAAACUACGCCGACGGGGCCGGAGCCAGCACCUUGGAUGGAAUGGGCAACAAUAGUAAAGGAAGCACACUGUCACGGCGAGGGAAAAAGCCGUUGGAGGUGUCGGGCAAAGGGGAUGAUGGCGGCCGUGGGAUGGACGCACAGGUGCUGCUGGAGGAUCUGGAGAGGAACCAGAAGAUCCUCCAGUGGAUGAUGGAGGGAGACAGGCAGAGGAAAGGUUCCCAUGGGGGAAGCGCCAGCAGCUCCCGGCGACUGGGCGGGAGCAGCGAGUCACCACGGCCCACCUCGGUGGAGCGCCCCGGGGCUGUACACCCGUGGGUGUCGGCCCAGCUGCGCAACAACCCCUCCUCGGUGUCACCCGCACUCGUCACGCACCCCGCCUCGGCAUCGUCUGCACAGGUCCAGCCCUCACACCCCUUCAUCCAGGACCCCGCCAUGCCGCCCAACCCGGCCCCCAACCCGCUCACACAGCUCGAGGAGGCCCGCCGCCGGCUAGAAGAAGGAGGGCGAAGGGCAGCUCUGCAGCAGGGCAAGCAGAGGCACAAGUCUGGAAAGCGGCAAGUGUGCGAAAACAUGACAGUGGCCUACUACUUCUGCGGAGAGCCCAUCCCGUACCGAACCUCCGUCAAAGGUCGGGUGGUGACUUUGGGGCAGUUCAAGGAGCUGCUCACCAAAAAAGGCCACUACAGGUUUUACUUCAAGAAGGUGAGCGAUGAGUUCGACUGUGGCGUGGUGUUCGAGGAGGUGCGCGACGACGACGCCAUCCUGCCCAUCUUUGAGGAGAAGAUCAUCGGCAAGGUGGAGAAAGUGGACUGAAAAGGUGUUCAAGAAAGUCAGGGGGGGGAAAUGGAAGGUGAAGCAGCAUGUGGAGCUUGAAGAGAUAUGUCGGUCAAAGUGGGGAGUCCUGACCGUGUCUAAAAUGGCCUCCCACCGUAGACAAAAUGAUGGGGCAUGACGUCGUCUUCCACUCGUUCUCCAGAUCAUUAUAACGAUGCUGCUACUUUACCACGGAAACCCUAGACAACCUAAAACCUUAAACCUAAACUUUUGUGCUUGGCGGGGGACGGCGGAUCAAAGGGAAGUGCGCAACUCCUCUGCUCCAUAUGUGGGACGUCAGACAGGUGACCCGUCUUUUGACGACAACAAGUUCUCCAGACAUGUUUACCAACCAAAGCUACGUUUUUGUGUUAAAAACUUAAUUUGAAUUGUGUAUGUACAAGACAUGGUACUAUUAACCCAACCUAGUUUGGGGACAUCUCCCUACGUAAGGUUGUCUUUUCGUGUAUACGUUAUUUUUUCCCCCACUUCUAGACUAUUCCGUUCUUUAUUCCCACAAUAGGCCCUGAUCCAGUACCUUUAGGAACAAGUUUUUACAUUUUUUCAGAAUUUUUUUUUUUUUUGUUAACCCCCUCUCCUAUCGCAAAAAUAUGAAAUCCGUUGCAAACUUCGCCAAAGAAGGCCACACCACGUCCCGCUAAAGGAGUUGAGACAAACAUGGUGGAAUGUUAGCAUAAUCCAGAAAACUGCAUGAAUUUGACUUCACAUUAUGUGACUUGCUCCCGAAAAUGCAGGUAGUCGCUGUCUGAAAAACUGAAUGUAUGUUCAACUUUUUAUGUAAGGCAAAUUUUAGCUUAACUUAAAUUUUAAAUCAGAGCAUCCGUGUCCAAGUUUAUUCCUCGAAAAACUCAAUUAAGACAAACUAGUAUUUAAUGCUUAACGUGACUAAAUGUCAAAAGCAAAUAUCGUCACUGUCUGAUGAAAAACACAUUUUCAACUUUUUUCCUAACUUGCAGAAAUGUUUUGUCGUCGUCUCAAACACUUGCAAAAUGUGGACAUACUCUAACAACAUACGCCUAUUUUAAGCAGAUAUAUUUUGGCGGCAUAAAACGUAAGCAUAAAGUUUCAAUGUGCAUGAUGUCGUAGAUUCGUUUAUUUUUUUUUAACCAUUGAAAUUUGUCUAUUGUUGACAGAACUCUACAGUUUGUCAUAUUUAGAUGGCAUCUAUAGUUACGUUCUUCUGUUUUUAUUUAAGGGCGGGGGAAUAAAAACUCACAAUUCUGGACAACGAAGCUUUUAAUAACAUUGUAAUUAAUUUGAUGCCAAAAAGCAUUUAUCUACAAAUUAUUUUCUUUUUUGUUCAUAUUAAAAAUGCAUGUCAUACACCUAAUAGUCGCUAUAGUGCUAUAAAAAAGUAUGGACGGCUAGUUAUACGAAAUAGUUAUCAGGAUCGUUCAGUUUGCACAACGUUACAAAAGCCAGUUUGAAAGCUUUAGGACUCCAGCAAACCACUGUUAGAGACAUCAUUCUCAAAUGGAGAAAAUUUUGAAAAGCGAUGGCCUUCCCAGGAGUGGUUGGCCUCCAAAAAUUACCCUGAGACUCAUCCAGGGGUGUCGCAAAGGAACUGGGGACAACAUCUAAAGAACUGCAGACCUCCCUUGGCCCACUUAAAUCCAGUGUUCAUGUCUCAACAAUAAGGAAGAGACUUAGCAAAAGUGACACAGUUGAAGCCAGAAGUUGACAUACAUUGUGCAGAAACACACACUCGCCUUCAUGCAUCUUCCUCUCUUAACACUCACUGUCCUCAUGUCUUCCCUCACAACAUCCAUCCACAUUUUCUUUGGUCUUCCUCUCCCUCGCUCUUUUGCCUGGCAGCUCCAUCCUCAGCACCCUUCUCCCAAUAUACUCACGUUCUCGCGUCCGGACAUGUCCAAACCAUCGAAGUCUGCUCUCUCUCACCUCGUCUCCAAAACAUCCAACUUUGGCUGUGCCUCUAAUGAGCUCGUUUCUAAUCCUAUCCAACAUGCUCAUUCCGAGCGAGAACCUCAACAUCUUCAUUUCUGCCACCUCCAGUUCUGCUUCCUGUUGUUUCUUCAGUGCCACCGUCUGUAAUCCGAACAUCAUGGCCGACCUCACCGCUAUUUUAUAAACUCCUCUUCCGCCCCUCACAUUCACGCACAUAUAUUCUGUUUUACUUCGGCUAAUCUUCAUUCCUCUCCUUUCCAGUGCGUGCCUUCAUCUUUCUAACUGUUCCGCCGCCUGUUCCCUGCUUUCACUGCAUAUCACAAUGUUAUCUGCAAACAUAGUCCAAGGGGAUUCCAGUCUAACCUCAUCUGUCAACCUAUCCAUUACCAAAGUGAACAGGAAGGGGCUCAGCGCGGAUCCCUGAUGCAGUCCCACCUCCACCUUAAAUUCUUCUGUCACACCUACGGCGCACCUCACCACUGUUCUGCUGCCCUCAUACAUGUCCUGUACUAUUCUAACAUAUUUCUCCACCACACCGGACUUGCGCAUGCAGUACCACAGUUCCUCUCUUGGUACUCUGCCAUAGGCUUUCUCUCGAUGCACAAAGACACAAUGUAGCUCUUUUACUUGAGAAGGGCAGAAAUACUUUUUCACGGCACUGCAGUUCAUCUCGAACAAUUCAAUGCUAAGUUAGAUAUGACCAGUAGACAUUAGAAAAUCACGCUAUGUUUUUUUUUUUUUUUUCUGUGAAAAAAAUGUUUUUUUUUCAUCCACAAAAUGGUGACAAAUGCUUCAAAAAUGUAUGCCUACUGGCCAGCUUUUUUUCAGAAGUAUUUUCAAUAUUAAAUGAAAAGCAGGUAUGUCCAUAUUAUGCAAUGUUCUGUUUCGUUCAAAUCAGAUUUUUGUGUUGCCUUUCAGAUAAAAGUUUCUUGCGUUUUAUUGGACAGCCGCAAUAUUUGAUUUUUGGUAGCGAUCAAAAAACAGCCAGGUAGUUGGUGUUUUUUCAUCAAUGUGUAUGCACAUUAUGUGAGGUUAUUUUUUGUCUUUCAUAUAAAGUACAAAACCAUUUUUGGUAUUUUUCGUUGAAUGCCAACAAUAUUAGAUAAUUUGACUUUUGAGUCGGCAAAAAACACAAAAAUGUGCAGUAAUUGGCUGCCAAUAAAAGUCUUCCCAUCAUAGGAAAAUAAUGUGCUAAUUCCUACAAAUGUCAGCGCAACUGAAUUUCAGAAGUUGAAUGUAUGUUUAUUUUAAUGGCAAAUGUAUGCAAAUGUGUGUGCGUGAGUCUGCGCGUGUCUGUGGAGGUUUAAGGUGAAAUAUGUAUUGUUGAAUGUGGCCCUCUGAACAAGUCAGCGGGUUAUAAAAUGUCAGGGUGCCAAACUGACUUCAACCCCGUCACGCCUUUAUUAUUAUUUGUUAAUGGUUUAUUAAAAAAAGAUAUAAUUUUAAUACUCACCAAGCAUGUUCUCUGCUUUGUAAUGGCCUUGCUGGUGGAUUUUUUUUUUUUUUAAUGCUAGAUAUCAUCUCUGUCCUGUUUGUGAAAAACACAGUGCCUUUUUAUCAUAUCUUUAUUUUUGUUUAUAGGAAAGAAUUCAUUAUUUUAAUGUUUAUUUUCUUGUUCCCUGUAAUUUUUUUUCAUUUUUUUUUUUUAGCUUCAGAUGUGCUGAACUCACAUGUUGCUCAUGACCGGUCUGCUGUAAAUAUGUACAUUAUCAUUUCAUACACACGCCACCGCAAAAUGUCACUGUGCUGGCUACACUUGUACAUUUCUUUUCAAAAAAAGGUACUUCAUAAAUAAAGAUGUUGGAUGAACA